This is a messenger RNA of Zymoseptoria tritici IPO323, 1320 nucleotides long. RefSeq lists its product as uncharacterized. Gene Ontology annotation, molecular function: glutaminyl-tRNA synthase (glutamine-hydrolyzing) activity. The record is from RefSeq and is a predicted model, not a curated record. The annotation marks the transcript as partial. The transcript has a single exon. Gene Ontology annotation, biological process: glutaminyl-tRNAGln biosynthesis via transamidation; mitochondrial translation. Gene Ontology annotation, cellular component: glutamyl-tRNA(Gln) amidotransferase complex; mitochondrion. NCBI's taxonomy places the organism in Eukaryota, Fungi, Ascomycota, Dothideomycetes, Mycosphaerellales, Mycosphaerellaceae.
CCUGAAGGUCCUCUGGCCGGCAAGCACAUCGGCGUCAAAGCGAACAUCGUGGCCGGGACUCCUCACGCUGCUUCGAAAACGCUCUCCAACUUCCAAACACCCCACACCGCCACCGUUGUCGACCUUCUCACCGGAGCAGGAGCCACUACCCAGCAUGGCCAAAACAUGGACGAAUUCGGCAUGGGCUCGCACUCGCAGUUUUCCAACCACGGACCAGUGAAGUCGUCGUUCAGCAGAGCUGGCACAUCUCUAUCUCCCGGUGGUAGCAGUGGUGGAAGCGCUAUUUCAGUCGCGACAGGCGAAUGUUGGGCUGCGAUUGGGACGGACACGGGAGGGUCGGUGAGAUUGCCCGCCGCGUACACUGGCGUUGUGGGUUUCAAGCCGAGUUACGGCAGAAUUUCAAGAUGGGGAGUCAUACAGUAUGCGAACUCGCUGGAUACGGUGGGCGUAAUGGCACGAAAUGUGGCGGAUGUGAGGAGAGUGUUUGGGGUUGUGGAUCGCUGGGAUUGGAGGGACGGGACCUCUUUGAAGGACGGGUUGCGAGAACGGAUGAGCAGCAGUAUUGAAAGCAAGAGUCUGAGGAUUGGAGUGCCUGCGGAAUACAAUGUUGCUGAGGUGUCGCCCGUUGUGCGCGACGUGUACACUCGGGCUCUGCAAGCGCUGCAAGCCGCUGGACAUAUUCUCGUGCCGGUCUCACUACCCACAACACGAGAGGCCCUUUCUGCAUACUAUGUCCUGGCGCCAGCCGAAGCAUCUUCGAAUCUGGCUAAGUACGACGGCAUUCGCUACGGACAUCGAACAUCCAUGUCAGACGCAUCGCCAAAUGCGGACCCACCACUCCCACUCUACGCCCAGACUCGAGGUGAAGGCUUUGGUCCGGAAGUGAAACGCCGGAUCCUACUAGGAGCGUAUACCCUCAGCUCCGAGGCGAUGGACAAUUACUUCAUCCAAGCGCAGAAAGUGAGGAGGCUGGUGCAGCAGGACUUUGAUCGGGUGUUCUACAAGGAGAACCCACUACUUUCAGCUGAGGCGAAAAGCGAUGACGAAGAGGCUGUAGACUUGCUCCUCACUCCGACCGCGCCGACUCUGCCGCCGACGAUCGUGGAGCUGGAGGAGCAAACCUCACUAGAGAGCUACAUGAACGACGUCUUCACCGUGCCCGCAAGUCUGGCGGGUCUACCGGCGAUUAGCAUUCCGAUCGCGCUCACAGCGGAGCAAAGGGAUGGUAUGGAAGAGACCGACGUUCGCAGUGUGGGAAUGCAGCUGAUCGGGCAAUUCGGAGACGAUAACGCUGUCCUGUCGGCAGCAGAAUUGCUCGAG